Molecule: messenger RNA, 2463 nt
Organism: Cornus florida
Lineage: Eukaryota; Viridiplantae; Streptophyta; Magnoliopsida; Cornales; Cornaceae
Product: protein FAR1-RELATED SEQUENCE 5-like
Exons: 10
Coding region: 1-2463 (820 amino acids)
Biological process (GO): regulation of DNA-templated transcription
Molecular function (GO): zinc ion binding
Source: RefSeq, a predicted model, not a curated record
AUGGGUGAAGAUUGCAGUGUGCUGAUUUCUCAAUGCAAUGUCAACUAUUCAUCUACAGGAAGGAAAUCUACAAUGGACCUGAUGUGCAUUCAUACUGAAGUUAUCCCAACGGAUAAUGACUUAAGUAUUAAUGAUCUGAGAACAAGCGUUCCAAUCGUUGCCGAAAUCAAUAUUUCUGAAAACUUAGUAGCAGAAGUUGUCAAUCCCAUUGACAUAGAAUUCACACCAAAAUUGAACAUGCAGUUUGACACUGAGGAUAAAGCAUACGACUUUUAUAAUGCUUAUGGGGGUAAAGUUGGAUUCAGUAUUCGUAAGGAUUAUGCAAAUAAAAGCCGUAAGACAGGAAAUAUUACAACAAGCAAGUUUGUGUGUUCCAAACAAGGUUUUAGGGUGAAUGACAAGAGGGAUAUCCAUACAAGAAAGCCCAGGGCGGAAACUCGAACCGGUUGUGGUGCACUGAUGCAAAUUAGAUAUGACCGCAAGAAGGGAAAGUAUGUUGUAUAUAAUUUUUUCGAAUCUCACAAUCAUCCUAUGAUAAUUGAAGAAUGCACACAUAUGAUGCCAUCACAACGAAGAAUAAGUGUUGCCCAAGCAAUUGAUGUGGAAUUGGCCUGCCAAUCUGGAGUUCCACUCGGUAAUGCAUUUGAGUUAAUGAGCAGGCAGGCUGGUGGGAGGCAAUCAAUUGGCUACACCAAAGUUGAUCAACAAAAUUUUCUAAGGACAAGAAGACAGAAUUCGAGAAUGAUAAUUGACUAUGGGCAUUUUGGAGACGUCGUCACAUUCGACACGACAUACAAGCUCGUCCAAAGCAAUCGUCCUUUUGCGGCUUUUCUUGGUUUGAAUCAUUAUCGGGAGACUGCUGUCUUUGGACUAGCAUUGAUGUAUGACGAGACUGCCAAUUCCUUUGCGUGGCUGUUUGAUUCAUUCUUGAAUGCAAUGUCGGGUAAAGCACCACAAACGAUUCUUACUGACCAAGAUGGUGCAAUGGCAAAGGCGUUGGCACAAGUUAUGCCGAGGACAAGACAUUUACUUUGCACGUGGCACAUUAUGGCAAAUGCACAAAAGCAUGUAGGCACUAUUUUUAGGAAUGAUGAAGGGAUUAAAAGUGUGCUGAGUCAAUUCAUGUACUGUUAUGAUGAUGAGGAUGAUUUUUGUAUACAAUGGGAUGUAAUGUUAAGGGACUACAAUGUUGUUGGUAACACAUGGUUGAACAAUUUGUUUGGUUUAAGAGAAAAAUGGGGUUAUCCAUUUGUUAAACAUUGGUUUACCGCUGGAAUGCGGACAACGCAGCUGAGUGAAAGUUUAAAUAGCUGCUUGAAAGAGUACUUAACCAGGAAAAUAAGUAUUCCAGAUUUCUUCAUGCACCUUGACAGGCUAUUGUCAGACAAACGGUACAAGGAAUAUCAAGCUGAGUAUGGUUUACUCAGUAAACUACCUAGACUUAAACAAAAUUGUCCCAUUCUAAAACAAGUGGGCAAUAUGUACACAUUGAAGAUUUUUGAACUUUUCCAGGACCAAUUCAUAGAAGCUUGUGUGGUUGGUACCGUGGAAGGAACAAGUUUUGAUGAAAAUGGAUUACGUGUUUCUAGAGUAUCUGUUCAUGAUGGCAGUAUGGAUCGGACUGUAACAAGGUGGGAUGAUGGCUUUCUAACUUGUUCGUGCGGGAAAUAUGCAAUGGAAGGUAUUUUGUGCAGCCAUGUACUUAAAGUACUGAAAGACGACACUCAGUAUUUCAAAGAAUUACCUUCUAUGUAUAUACUAAAAAGGUGGAUGAGAAAAGCUAGGGAUAACAGCGUACAAGACAUCCGUGGAUGUGAAGUUAUUGCUGAUCCUAAACUUGAAGUACGCAGAAGGAAACACAUUAAUGUUGAAAGGCAAUGUUUCGAUGUUGAACAAGAGGCAACCAAUUCAGCUUUUUCAACUGAAAGAAGUAAUAAUCAUGAACAUAAUGAAAGUAUCAUUAGGGAAGCCGUGACCGGAAGUAAUGCCAAGGGUAUAAAGAAUAAAGAAACAGGUGGUAAGGGACCAAGGCGCAGGAAGAAGAAUAAGUUUGAACAAUACAUGCAGAGAAAAAAAAACUAUGCGAAACGAAAGAAAUCAAAUGGCAACAACAGUGUUAGUGCAGGUGUAGGUGGCAGUAGUAUCGUGCCACCUAUUACAUAUGUACGUCUGAAUGGUUGUGACAUUCCUAGCGACGCCACUUGGAUUUACGAAGAUCAUCACCCAUGUGCACGUUUACAUUCGGAAACAAAUAUCGACCAAAUGACAUAUUGCCCUACCACUAACUUCAGUCAUCCCAGGACUCCACCAACUGAACAGGGGACUCCAUUUGUUUCGUAUCAUGAAUGCCGAUUCUCAGAUUAUCUUGAUGUUGAUCACACCAGUGGUGACUGUAAUUUGAUGCCAAUGUCGGAGGAGACAACAUCCGAGAUCAAUCCUCCAGCUCGGCAAAAUUUGUUUUGA